Messenger RNA from Peromyscus eremicus (cactus mouse), 1956 nucleotides. It is a transcript of the gene Irx5, whose product is annotated as iroquois homeobox 5. NCBI's taxonomy places the organism in Eukaryota, Metazoa, Chordata, Mammalia, Rodentia, Cricetidae. Gene Ontology annotation, cellular component: nucleus. The coding region runs from base 1 to 1455 and encodes 484 amino acids. Gene Ontology annotation, molecular function: RNA polymerase II cis-regulatory region sequence-specific DNA binding; DNA-binding transcription factor activity, RNA polymerase II-specific. Gene Ontology annotation, biological process: neuron differentiation; regulation of transcription by RNA polymerase II; cell development. The record is from RefSeq and is a predicted model, not a curated record. The transcript has 3 exons.
AUGUCCUACCCGCAGGGCUACUUGUACCAGCCGUCCGCCUCGCUGGCGCUCUACUCGUGCCCCGCAUACAGCACCAGCGUCAUUUCGGGGCCCCGCACGGAUGAGCUCGGCCGCUCGUCUUCGGGCUCCGCAUUCUCGCCCUACGCUGGCUCCACUGCCUUCACGGCUCCCUCGCCGGGCUACAACUCGCACCUCCAGUACGGCGCCGACCCCGCGGCUGCAGCCGCCGCCGCCUUCUCGUACGUGGGCUCUCCCUACGACCACACUCCUGGUAUGGCGGGUUCCUUGGGGUAUCACCCUUACGCGGCGCCUCUGGGCUCCUACCCUUACGGGGACCCCGCGUACCGGAAGAACGCCACUCGGGACGCCACCGCCACGCUCAAGGCCUGGCUCAACGAGCACCGCAAGAACCCGUACCCCACCAAGGGCGAGAAGAUCAUGCUGGCCAUCAUCACCAAGAUGACCCUCACCCAGGUGUCCACCUGGUUCGCCAACGCCCGCCGGCGCCUCAAGAAGGAGAACAAGAUGACGUGGACGCCACGGAACCGCAGCGAGGACGAGGAGGAGGAGGAGAACAUUGAUCUGGAGAAGAAUGACGAGGACGAGCCCCAGAAGCCCGAGGACAAGAGCGACCUCGAGGGCCCCGAAGCAGGAGGAGCAGAACAGAAGGUUGCUGCGGGCUGCGAAAGGCUGCAGGGGCCGCCCAGCCCCGCCGGCAAGGAGACGGAAGGCAGCCUCAGCGACUCGGAUUUUAAGGAGUCGCCCUCCGAGGGCCGCCACGAUGAGCUGCCCAGGCCCCCGCGUGCAGGCGGGCAGUCCCCAGCCGGGCCCGCAACCGCGCGUCUGGCGGAGGACGCUGGUCCUCACUACCCCGCGGGUGCGCCGGCGCCUGGCCUGCACCCAUCGGCCGGAGAGCUGCCCCCUGGCUCGGGCGGGCCCUCAGUCAUCCACUCGCCACCUCCACCUCCGCCGCCACCUCCGGCCGUGCUCGCCAAGCCCAAACUGUGGUCUCUGGCAGAGAUAGCCACUUCCUCGGACAAGGUCAAGGACGGGAGCGGAGGGAGCGAGGGCUCUCCGUGCCCACCGUGCCCCGGGCCCGUGGGCGGGCAAACCCUUGGAGGCAGCCGCGCGUCUCCUGCCCCAGCGCCCGCGCGCUCGCCCUCGGCGCAGUGUCCCUUCCCGGGCGGGACGGUACUGUCCCGGCCGCUCUACUACACCGCGCCCUUCUAUCCUGGCUACACGAACUAUGGCUCCUUCGGACACCUUCACGGCCACCCAGGGCCAGGCCCAGGCCCCACAGCGGGUCCUGGCUCUCAUUUCAAUGGAUUAAACCAGACGGUGUUGAAUCGAGCGGACGUUUUGGCUAAAGACCCGAAAAUGUUGCGAAGCCAGUCUCAGCUAGACCUGUGCAAAGACACUCCCUAUGAAUUGAAGAAAGGUAUGUCCGACAUUUAACUCGGGUGCGGUACUCCCGGACUUUCCUAAUUUAUUAAAACCAUGGCCUUGGCAGUUAUUUUUCCAUCACCGAGAGAGAAAGAGAAAGAAAAAAAUAAACUACCCCUCUUAUUCAGAAGUUUAUAGUUUAUGGAGGUGGAUGACAUAAAAAUGUAUACAUCUCCACACUCGAAAAAAAUUGUUUUAGCCAACUGAAAAGAAAAAAAAACUUAAGAGGAUUUGUAUUAAAUCUUAUUCUGUAUAUUUAAUGUAGCAUUUUUGUAUUUAAAUUGAUAAUUCAGUAUCUUUGAAGUAAAUUAUGAAAUCAACACACCUGUACAGGCAUUUAAUGUUUUUUGUAAUAUAAAUAUAUACAUUUGUGUUCCCCCAAACUGUUUCAUAGUUUAAAAAUACAAGUUUAAUUUAAUUUUUUACACCUAUUGAUUUUUUCUGGGUAUGAGCUAAAGUAUUAUUACAGAAAGAAAACAGGUUAUACUCUUAGAUUUUAAAAAGUAAAAGAAA